Molecule: messenger RNA, 438 nt
Organism: Capra hircus (goat)
Lineage: Eukaryota; Metazoa; Chordata; Mammalia; Artiodactyla; Bovidae
Product: killer cell lectin-like receptor subfamily B member 1
Source: RefSeq, a predicted model, not a curated record
GGUCCACGUUGGCAUAACUUUGCCCUGAAAUUUGGUUGUGCUGUGAUUAUACUUCUUGCCUUGACUGUGACUGGGUUGAGUGUUUCAGUGAUACUCAUAAGACAAAAUACAUCAAUAGAAAAAACCAGCAUGGAUGCUCAAGAGAAUGGGAAGGAAGCAACAGAGAGACCAGUUCUGUUAAGGUGUCCAAUGCACUGGCAACAAAUCCGAGAUAAAUGCUUAUAUUUUAUUGAAACUUCCAAACCUUGGAAUGACAGUCUAGCUGACUGUUACACAAGAGAAUCCAGUCUACUGCUUAUUCAAGAUCAUGAAGAAUUGAGACUCAUACAAAACCUGAUAAACAAAAGAGGAAUUCUGUUUUGGAUUGGAUUGAACUUUACAUUAUCAGAGAAGAACUGGAAGUGGAUAAAUGGAUCCAUUUUAAAUUCUAAUAUGUAA